Messenger RNA from Uranotaenia lowii, 1424 nucleotides. RefSeq names its product protein deadpan-like. Gene Ontology annotation, biological process: regulation of neurogenesis; regulation of transcription by RNA polymerase II; anterior/posterior pattern specification. NCBI's taxonomy places the organism in Eukaryota, Metazoa, Arthropoda, Insecta, Diptera, Culicidae. Bases 254 to 1339 code for a protein of 361 amino acids. Gene Ontology annotation, cellular component: nucleus. The transcript has 3 exons. Gene Ontology annotation, molecular function: RNA polymerase II cis-regulatory region sequence-specific DNA binding; DNA-binding transcription factor activity, RNA polymerase II-specific; protein dimerization activity. The record is from RefSeq and is a predicted model, not a curated record.
AAUUGCGUAUGGCCCACGUCCAGGAGCAGGACAGGGAGUGGGAAGGCAAGAUGUUUUGAUCAAAUAACAUCACACCCGACCACACCAGAUCGAUGGGAACGGUUAGAUUCCGGUGCAAUCAUUUCUGGUUCGGAAGUACUCGGUGAAGGUUCGAAAAACGUAGUCGUGUAGCGUAGUGCGUUGGUGGCGAUCGCGAGUAAAUAACGGAUAUAUCUACUCAGGUGAAAGGAUUCGAUCAAUCGAAUAGGAUUUGAUGGCUCAUCAAGGACAUCCGGAUGCCCACGGGGGCGGUGUAGGAGGAGAUGAUCGUGAUGCAGAAAAUUAUCUCCGAAGGAUAAAAGCGGAAAUACGAAAGACCAACAAGCCAAUAAUGGAGAAGAAACGCAGAGCCCGUAUCAACAACUAUUUGAACGAUCUCAAAGCUCUUCUUCUGGAUGCAAUGAAGAAGGAUCCGAUUCGCCACUCGAAGCUGGAGAAAGCUGACAUACUUGAUUUGACAGUGAAACACCUACAGGACAUGGAAAGACGCAAACUGGCAGUGGCAAUGGCCGUCGAUCCCACGGUGGUCGACAAGUUCAAAAGCGGGUUCAACGAAUGCGUAGACGAGAUCGAAAAAUAUCUCGGUUCGGUUUCCAACGUUGACGCAGGGCUAAAACAACGAAUAACCGGUCAUCUCAAAUCUUACCUCCGGUAUCAACGGUUUCCUGGACAACCUGCCGGCCUGGCUGGUCCUUUCGGGAACAUUUUCGGACGGGCAGCUGACGAAAUCAACAACAAUGGACGAUUGGCAAUGGACGGCGUAUCGCUCAUCCCAUCGCUGCUUCCCAGUGGAGAACUCGCCUUCAUCAUGCCACAGAACAGUGUCAACGGAAUGCCAUUCUUCCCAAGACUAUCGACAGCACCCACCGUGUUGUCCUCGCUCAGAAGCCAAAACCAAUUCAAACCCAUCAGUAGUCAGGAGAAACAAUCCUAUGACCCAAGUCCUCCUCCGAGUCCAGUAUCGGAAGACCAGGACAGCACGAAAGAUGAUCAGAAGACACCGCUGUUGAAGAAGAGACCCAACAUUCUUAUGGAGAAGUUCCUGACUGCAUUCCCCACACCUCCGACACCGGAAGACAGUCAACGGGUGUCCGCAUUCCGUCCGAGUCAUAAGCUGAUCGAUCGCAUUCAGCUGCAUCAGCGGGACUUGGCCAAAAGUGCGGAAUACGAAGCGACUCGUGCUGCCAAGCGUAGGAAGCUGAAUCAAGAAAGCGAAGACUCGAGUGAUAGCGAUAGUAGCAACGAGGAAGAGCAGGACCCCAAAAACAAUACCGGAGGGGAUAUGUGGCGUCCCUGGUGAUGGCUGCUGAAUACGGGAUUAAUUUAAGAAUAUUGUGAUAACAGAUAAUAAUUUGUGGAAGAGUUGAGAGGAAAACAAAAAAGUU